Messenger RNA from Prunus avium (sweet cherry), 1460 nucleotides. NCBI's taxonomy places the organism in Eukaryota, Viridiplantae, Streptophyta, Magnoliopsida, Rosales, Rosaceae. The record is from RefSeq and is a predicted model, not a curated record.
AUAAAUAUUAUAAAAGUUAUAGGAAAAAUAAAAAUAAAAACUAACCCAAGAACUCACUCUCCCCACAACCUCCCCGUCACCGCUCAGCCCACACACACAACUCAACCUACACAGCAACACUCGCUGCCGGCCGCUCCCACCAAAACCCCUUGACACCCACCCGAACCCAAUCCCUUUCUCCUUCUCCUCCUCCUGCUGCUACGUCAAAGCCCCUUGUAGAGGACAGGGAACCAAGAACAGCACCAGAACUUUGAACGUGGCUAAUUUUCGAAGGAACUCAACCCUCAUUAAACCUCUCUGUGUAUUAGAGACCACGAGAGAAAGAAGAUGACCAAUCCAGUUCAGGAUUUUCAUGAAGAAGAAGAAGAUGACCAGGGCGAGGUUUAUCUUGAUGAAGCUGACAUUAUUGGCGAAGUCGAUGUCGAUGAUGAAGAUCUUCCUGAUGCAGAUGAUGAAAUUAUUGAUGAGCCUGAUGACUCCAUGCACAUAUUCACUGGUCAUACUGGUGAGCUUUACACGGUUGUCUGCAGCCCAACAGAUCCUACAUUAGUUGCAACUGGGGGUGGAGAUGACAGAGGGUUUCUUUGGAAAAUUGGACAAGGAGAUUGGGCGUUUGAGCUCCAAGGUCAUAAGGAUUCUGUUUCUAGUUUAGCAUUUAGUACUGAUGGACAAUUGCUUGCAUCCGGAAGCUUGGAUGGAAUUAUUCAAAUUUGGGAUAUCACAUCAGGAAAUCUGAAAUGCACCCUUGAAGGUCCUGGGGGGGGCAUUGAGUCGGUCAGGUGGCAUCCUAGGGGGCAUCUGGUCCUGGCUGGUACAGAGGACUCUAUGGCUUGGAUGUGGAAUGCUGACAAAGGUUCCUAUCUUAAUUCAUUUUCAGGCCAUGGUAGUAGCGUGAGUUGUGGUGAUUUUACCCCCCAUGGUAAAACAAUAUGCACUGGUUCUGCUGAUGCAACUUUGAGAAUAUGGAAUCCAAAAAGUGGCGAAAACAUUCAUGUGGUGCAAGGUCACCCGUACCAUACUGCAGGAUUGACAUGCUUGGCAAUAAGCUCUGAUUCAACUCUAGCUGUUACUGGUGGUGAAGAUGGUUCUAUCCAUGUUGUCAACAUAGUAACUGGAAAGGUUGUUAGUUCCCUGCCUUCACAUUCAGAUUCUGUCGAAUGUAUCGAGCUUGCACCAAGCAAAUGCAAAUCCAAUUUCAACUAUGAAUUUUCCAGUUUCAAGGGUAAAAGGCCUUCAAUGGAGGAUUAUUCAAGUUGUUCAUUCGGGAAUGUGUAGGACUUAAAUAAUUAGUAAUUAUAGGGUAUUUUAGGAAUAAUGGUGGGUGUAAAGAAAAGAUUGUGUUUUUUCAAAUGUACAUAGUGGGUGGGAAGAUAAGGUGGAUGAGAAAAUAAGAUUGGGGGUGGAAAUAGUAGCACUCUUUUAGAAACAUGCAAAAUUCAAUAAAUUAUUAAUAUUGCAAA